Messenger RNA from Papaver somniferum (opium poppy), 1947 nucleotides. RefSeq lists its product as uncharacterized. Gene Ontology annotation, molecular function: endonuclease activity; DNA binding. NCBI's taxonomy places the organism in Eukaryota, Viridiplantae, Streptophyta, Magnoliopsida, Ranunculales, Papaveraceae. The record is from RefSeq and is a predicted model, not a curated record. The transcript has 2 exons. Gene Ontology annotation, biological process: DNA repair. The coding region runs from base 1 to 1947 and encodes 648 amino acids.
AUGGAUGAAAGCUCAAACUCUCGUGCUAAAAAAAUCAAUGAGUUGUCUAGGCAACUCAGAAACGCAACCAUUCAAAUCCCAACUGAGAGAAGAAGUGUUGUAUCUCCACAAACCAUUAAUGCUUCAGUGGAGGAGUGGUCUUUCGCUAUUAUAGGAAAACUCAUGUACAAGGACAAGAUAGAUAUGAGAACCAUUCGAGAAGAGAUCAACUCUUUGUGGAGGGGUUAUAGGAAUAAGCAAAUCAUAGUUAUGGGUCACAAUCUUAUGCUGGUUAGAUUGAACAAUGAUGAAGAGAGAGAUGAAGUUAUCAGAAAUGGACCAUGGUUAGUGGGUGAAGCUUUAUUUUCCAUUCAAAAGUUUGUCGCUGGCACACAGGCUAAGGAUUAUGUUUUUACAUAUCAAGAAUUCAAUGUCCAGUUCAAGUACCUAAAACUUGAGCACAUGAAUGUUACUGUCAUUGAUGAAGCUAUUGGUUUUAUGGGUAAAAAGAUCUCAACAAAUCCUGAAAAUUACAGGCCAAGGUACGGAAACACUGUAAAAGCUAGAAUUGAAAUGAAUCUCAAGAAACCUCUUUACAGAGGAGGCUGGUGGAAGACUUUGGGAGAGAAGGAUGUUUGGAUACGUUAUCACUGGGACUUACAACCCAAGAAAAUCUGUGACAAAUGCUUUGUCAUCGAUCACCAAGAGCAUAACUGCAUGAAAUACCAGUACUUGUUGCAUCUCGACAGUCUAACUGAAGAGGAAUAUGAAGCAUACAUGCAGGAGGAAAGUGAUGUGUAUGAGCCAAAUGAAGAUGAAAGAAGCAUAUCCACUAAUAUGAAUAAAGAAGGGCUUAUGGAUGAUCUAAUGGAAGAGUCAAGGCAGGCAAAGCGCAUGAGAAACUCGACUCUCAAUCAAGAACCAUCAAUGAAUCCACAUGAUAUUCAUGUAACUCCACCAACAAACAUUGAGACUGUUACCCAUGCAAAUAUGAACAACAAUUUAAACUCGGAAGUGGUUCCUCUGGUUUCAGAAGCAAAUCAUCCUAAUCCCACAAGUAAUUCCAUUGAAGAAGCUGCUCAGAACUGCAAUGGAUUUGCAGACAAAGAAACUAGAAACUAUGCCAAGGAUUUUAAUAAAAUGCUAGACCCUGACAUUCUUUUUCUUCAAGAAACAAAAAUAAACUCGGAUAAAAUCACUAGGUUCACUAGACCUCUAAAUUUUCUGAAUAUUUUCUAUGUCCCAUCCAUUGGUAGAUCUAGAGGAAUUUGUUUAUUGUGGAAAGAUGGUUUUGAAUUAGAGAUUAUCUAUCAUGACAAAAAUAUGAUUCAUUGUCUAGUUACUAGCAAUCCUUCUAAACCUACUUGGCUUCUAUCUUGUGUAUGUGGUUCUCCCUAUCCUCAAGAAAGCAAGGCUCAAUUGGAGUUCAUCAAAAAUGUGUGUGAAAACUAUGACAUCAACGCUCCUUGGGCUCCCAUUGGAGACCUAAAUCUUACCUUACAUGAUAAUGAAAGAAACAAUAGCAAUGGAUCUUCUUCUAGAUCCUCAAAACUAGCUCAAACUGUCCUAGAAGAAGGCUUCAAUGAUUUAGGCUUUCAUGGAAACCCUUAUACCUGUACCAGCAAUAAGAAUGGAACAUGGAAAAUUAGAACCAGAUUGGAUAGAUCUCUUAUAAACUCAGAUUGGAUUAUUCAAUUCCCUGACUCUUUUCUUAGGCAUCUUCCCUUCUUAGGAUCAGAUCACUGUCCCAUAUUGUUAGACCUGUCUCCCAAAAAUUUAAAAUUCUUUGAAUGCUGGUUACGUGACAACUCAUGUAAGCUUGAAAUUGAAAAAGCUUGGUCAUCAAGUUUCAAUGGGUCGACUGGUUUUAACUUGGACAAAAGGUUACCUGAAACAAGAAGAUCUUUAUCAAUCUGGAACAGAACUAUCUUUGGCGAUAUCCAAACAAAGAUUAAGGACAUACAGUAG